Molecule: messenger RNA, 2268 nt
Organism: Nerophis lumbriciformis (worm pipefish)
Lineage: Eukaryota; Metazoa; Chordata; Actinopteri; Syngnathiformes; Syngnathidae
Source: RefSeq, a predicted model, not a curated record
AUGUCCACGUCGAACCUCAACUCCUCGCCACCCAGCCACAGCUACUUCUCGGCGGCCACCAACGGCCGGACGGAGGUGUCUGCGGAGGGACGUGUCCGUCUUUUGCUUUUCGCUGUGUGCGUAACCAUAGCCGCUGCCACCUUUGUCGGUGGCGUUUAUUCGCUCCUGUCCCUGCUGCAGAUGAGGAGGAAAACAUCCCUGAGUCUCAUCGUGGCUUCCAUGUCAGUGGACGACCUGCUCAGCGUAGUUCCGCUAUCCCUCUUCAUCCUCCUCCAGUGGGAGCGGGACGGAGGUUCCGCCACCUUGUGCACACUCGCCGGGCUCCUCUACGUUUUUCAGGGAGUUUCAAGCAACAUGAAAGCCUGCCUGAUCGCUGGCUACACUUUUUACGUGACCAAGAGGUUCGGGGUGCUGCGCUCGGUCCGACGACCCCUCCGUGUGAUGUGGGCCAUCGCCGGUGUGUGGGCGGUCAGCCUAGCUGUUAGCGUACUGCCCUUGUGCGGCUGGGGCAGCUUCGCACAGGCUCCCCUAGGCUGCUUCCCGGAGAGUGAAAGCUUUUACACCUUGCUGCUCUUCCUCUUGUAUUCGCUGUGCUUUUGCGGAUUGCUGUUCUUCUUCCUGCCGCUCACCUACCAGCUUCUGUGCUCCGGGGAGCCGCAGAGGAGCUUGCAGUGCGCGGGAUAUCUGGCCGACGUCCGAUCGCUCUCCCGGGACAGCCUGGACAAAAGUUUCGGCGUCUACAACGAACUGAGCCCGGGUUCGUGCGAGACGACGUGCGAGAUCAAGGAGGAGAAGGGGGCGUAUGUGGGGUCGCCGGCGUCGUACUGCGGACCACAGUCGGCGACUGUGGAGGACACGCCGGUGGUUUUUGCGCAAAAACGCUUCUCCAUGAUCCUGGCGGUUGUCAGGGUUACAUUGUGGAUGCCAACGAUGACUCUGAUGCUGGUGCGUCAUGCCGCCAAUGCACGAAGCUCGUCUCUUGAGACGCUUGGCUUCUUCCUCACGUUGCUGGCGCCUGCCAUCACGCCACUCUUUGUGCUGUCCAAGCGCUGGAUCCACAUGCCGUGCGGCUGUUUCAUUAAUUGCAAUCAUGACCCAACACCAGAUCCCUCAGCAAUGAAAAGAAGAUUUGAGUUCAACCUUUCCCUCCAGAAAAGUUGUGGUGUGUUCAAGCUGUCACAUGGUCCAAUAUCUCACAGCAACACGCAAGCUGAGAACCGAGCCUACCACAGCCUGUUCAACAGCGACUUCCCAACCAGUCGCCUGGAUAAGCUUGAGCACGGUGGGCUCUGCAGCCUGGGCCCAAAUUUUGCUGUCAGUGCUCGACUGCCGGUUGACAGCUCCUUUCAUUCAGACCUCUUGUUAGAAGAUGUUAGCAGUGGCGGAGAGGCACUGGCUGAUUGUCCUCCGCUUUCCCACGAGCACCAUGAAGGUCAAGAGGGCUUCCACGAUUCUCCCUCCUACCCUUUUAAUCCCCGGGAAAGGGAGCGCCAUCUCACUGACACCUCGUCUGUUUUCGAGAGCUCUGAGAGGAGACUGUCGCAUGAAGAUGGCCGAAAAAUUGAGCUAACAGAUUGGGAGUGGUGCAGGAGCAAAUCAGAGAGAACACCCAGACAGAGGUCAUCAGCUGGUCUGUCCAUCCCGCUGUGCGCCUUCCAGGGAACUGUGUCUCUGCAAGCCCCCACUGGGAAGACACUCUCUUUGUCCACCUAUGAGGUCAGCAGCGAUGGACUGAAAAUCUCCCCCAACAAUGCCAAAAAGGUGGAGGUGUAUCGUUCCAAAUCGGUGGGCCACGAGCCCAUGGCAGAUGACAAAGUGCCCGGAGGCCAGACAGGUGAAGUAAACAUAAGUGGCGUCAAUAUGGGACUGGAUAUCGGAAUGGGCAUCGGAGCCGGGGUUGGGGACACCAACGUAAAGAUCCACCUAGAGGUCCUGGAGAUCUGUGACAAUGAGGAGGCCAUGGACAGUGUCUCUAUUGUGUCCAAUAUCAGCCAGUCGUCCACCCACGCCCGCUCGCCGUCACUGCGUUACUCCCGUAGGGAAAAUCGCUUCGUUUCCUGCGACUUAGGCGAAACGGCCUCCUACUCCUUGCUUAUCCCCACCACUGGCAAUCCGGAGACUGAGGCAAUCAACAUCACAAUACCCGACACGGUCGAGGCUCAUCGGCAGAACAGUCGGAGACAGACACAGGGGAGUUCGGGAUAUCAGGAGGAAAUCCAGCUGCUCAACGAAGCCUACAGAAAACAAUCUGGAGACACGGAUGACUGA